This is a messenger RNA of Neurospora hispaniola, 552 nucleotides long. RefSeq lists its product as uncharacterized. The coding region runs from base 1 to 552 and encodes 183 amino acids. The record is from RefSeq and is a predicted model, not a curated record. NCBI's taxonomy places the organism in Eukaryota, Fungi, Ascomycota, Sordariomycetes, Sordariales, Sordariaceae. The transcript has 2 exons.
AUGUCAUCGGAAGUCUUCCGCAGAGUGGGCCGCGGAGGUGCGGGCAAUUGGUACAGUAAGAAGGACAUUGAAGAUGCCGAGAAGGCGGCUGCUGAUCUCGAAGCGCAAAAGAAGUCUUCUUCCGGUUCUACCUCGCCAACAACCCUCGAGCGCUCCAUCACCGCACAAACCAGUCUCAGCAGCUCGCGAGCCGGUGGUCGCGGCGGCGCCGGCAACUUCUACGACGCCUCGGCAACCGACGCGGCCGCCGCCCAGCAGCAGGAGGAGGAGAAGGAGGCUGAGCUCGAGGAGCUGACGCGCGUCGUGACGGCGAGCAUCCAGCGGCCGAACCUCUCCGGCCGGCUGAGCGGGCGUGGCGGCGCGGGCAACUACAACGAUAACGCGGCGCGAAGCGCCCAGCAUCGACUGGACCCAGAGCAGCAGCGCAAGAUGAUAGAGGAUCUUAACGCGAGGGUGUUGCAGGAUGUGGAGGCCGGGUUGGCAAUGCCGAGACCGGCGUAUCAUGCCAAGUUUGAGCUGAAGCAUGAGAGGUUGGUGUCUGCUGAGCCUUGA